Ochotona princeps (American pika) is the source of this 359-nucleotide messenger RNA. RefSeq names its product ras-related C3 botulinum toxin substrate 1-like. Gene Ontology annotation, cellular component: cytoskeleton; cell cortex; plasma membrane. Gene Ontology annotation, biological process: cortical cytoskeleton organization; actin filament organization; small GTPase-mediated signal transduction. The annotation marks the transcript as partial. The record is from RefSeq and is a predicted model, not a curated record. NCBI's taxonomy places the organism in Eukaryota, Metazoa, Chordata, Mammalia, Lagomorpha, Ochotonidae. The transcript has a single exon. Gene Ontology annotation, molecular function: GTP binding; protein kinase binding; GTPase activity.
GGGGCGCCGGGCAUUUCUCCGCAGCUCGGCUCGCAGCCGCGCCCAUGCAGGCCAUCAAGUGCGUGGUGGUCGGCGAGGGCGCCGUGGGCAAGACGUGCCUGCUCAUCAGCUACACGACCAACGCGUUCCCGGGAGAGUACAUCCCCACCGUCUUUGACAACUACUCGGCCAACGUGAUAGUGGAUGGCAAGCCGGUCAACCUUGGGCUGUGGGACACGGCGGGGCAGGAGGACUAUGGCCGGCUGCGACCCCUCUCCUACCCGCAGAUGGACGUCUUUCUAAUUUGCUUUUCCCUGGUGAGCCCGGCCUCCUUCGAGAACGUCCACGCCAAGUGGUACCCGGAGGUGCGGCACCACUGU